This is a messenger RNA of Volvox carteri f. nagariensis, 366 nucleotides long. RefSeq lists its product as uncharacterized. NCBI's taxonomy places the organism in Eukaryota, Viridiplantae, Chlorophyta, Chlorophyceae, Chlamydomonadales, Volvocaceae. The record is from RefSeq and is a predicted model, not a curated record. The transcript has a single exon. The coding region runs from base 1 to 366 and encodes 121 amino acids.
AUGGCGGCCAUGGGAGGGGGGGCCGUGGCAAUGGCGGCCGGCGACGGGGCCCCGGAAGAGGGGGAGGAGGGCGCACGGAGUGAGAUGCUGGUGGGCGUGGGGAAGGAGGGCGUGGUUUUGGGGGCCGGCGAAGGGAGGGUGGGCGCGGCCACGGCGGGCGAUGGGACUGGGGACGUGGCAAUGGCGGCGUGUGCCGAGAUGAUGAUGUUGAUGAAGGUCCGGAUUCAAGUACAAAUAGUGCAGAGGAUGAGCAAAGCGGUGGCGAUCGCCGAGGGGGUGGUUGUCGGGGAGAUGGUGGCCGGAGGGUGGGUGUUUUCUUUGGCGGCGGACUGUGAGAGUGAGUUGGUGAUGAGUUCUUAUGGUUAG